AUGUCGUCUCGCAAAGCGAAAGUUGCUUGGGAUGAUGUCUGCAGGCCCAAGAAGGAAGGAGGCCUUGGUAUCAAACCGCUGAAAGAAGCUAACACAGUCUGUAUUAUGAAACUCAUAUGGCGGAUUCUCUCUGGGAACUCCUCUUUAUGGGUCUCUUGGAUCACCAGAUCACGAGGAUUCAUAGAUCUUGGAAUCUCUGCUCAUGACACUGUCGCCAUGGUUGCUGCUAACCACCAGCAGAGGCGACACCGAAGCCCACUUUUAAAUGCAGUUGAGGACCUUAUUGACUCACCCCGAGCUCAAAUAAAACUGAAUGUGGCUGAUGUUCACCUGUGGCGGUUUAAGGAUGGUGUUUUCAAAGAGAGAAUCUCAUCAAAGGCAACCUGGAACAAAAUACGAGUUCCACAACCUGUUCAGCAGUGGUGGAAUGGCGUCUGGUUCUCCUACUCGACACCAAAAUACUCCUUCAUGACUUGGCUCGCUGUUCUGGACCGUCUAUCUACUGGUGACAGAACUCUCUGCUGGCAGCAGAAGUUCCCACCUCGUGUAUCUUCUGCCAAGACCCAAUGGAAUCUCGAAAUCAUCUAUUCUUUGCUUGCCGGUUCUCUGCGGAAAUAUGGCCGAACCUGGCUCAAGGUGUGUUCAACGCUAACUAUACAAUAG
Molecule: messenger RNA, 663 nt
Organism: Eutrema salsugineum
Lineage: Eukaryota; Viridiplantae; Streptophyta; Magnoliopsida; Brassicales; Brassicaceae
Exons: 2
Coding region: 1-663 (220 amino acids)
Source: RefSeq, a predicted model, not a curated record